AUCUGCUGCAGACUAGUCAAAAUGGCCAAGCCUCGUGGACUGAACGCCGCGCGCAAGCUGCGCACGAUCCGCAAGGACAACAAAUGGGCUGAUGCGCACUACAACAAGCGCAUGCUCGGAAACUUCUACAAGUCCUCGCCCACAGGAGGUUCAUCUCAGGCCAAGGGCAUCGUGCUCGAGAAGGUUGGUGUCGAAGCCAAGCAGCCCAACUCCGCCAUUCGAAAGUGCGUUCGUAUUCAGCUCAUCAAGAACGGAAAGCGUGUGGCUGCUUUCGUCCCCAACGAUGGUUGCUUGAACUUCAUCGAUGAGAACGACGAGGUUCUGAUCUCUGGUUUCGGUCGCAAGGGAAAGGCGAAGGGUGACAUUCCCGGUGUCCGUUUCAAGGUCGUCAAGGUGUCCGGUGUCUCUCUCUUGGCUUUGUUCAAGGAGAAGAAGGAGAAGCCUAGAAGUUAGAUUGCCUCGCACCAAAAUCGCCUGACCCGCACCUGCGGCAGCCAUGCCGAACACCUUGUACUUCCGUCAUUCUAUGACCCCACGCAUCACUGCCAUGCAAUACGAUUUGGCUAGGCUCUCGUCACAAUUCCUCGAGAUUGCAUUAGCUUGCAUGGUCGGUGGUGUUUUUGAGGGGGUCGAGCGGGCUCGAGCGUGAAUCGCGGUCGG
Molecule: messenger RNA, 660 nt
Organism: Ceraceosorus guamensis
Lineage: Eukaryota; Fungi; Basidiomycota; Exobasidiomycetes; Ceraceosorales; Ceraceosoraceae
Product: putative 40S ribosomal protein S23
Exons: 3
Coding region: 22-453 (143 amino acids)
Biological process (GO): translation
Cellular component (GO): ribosome; cytosolic small ribosomal subunit
Molecular function (GO): structural constituent of ribosome
Source: RefSeq, a predicted model, not a curated record